Molecule: messenger RNA, 1410 nt
Organism: Salvia hispanica
Lineage: Eukaryota; Viridiplantae; Streptophyta; Magnoliopsida; Lamiales; Lamiaceae
Product: putative magnesium transporter NIPA2
Biological process (GO): magnesium ion transport
Cellular component (GO): membrane
Molecular function (GO): magnesium ion transmembrane transporter activity
Source: RefSeq, a predicted model, not a curated record
UUCUUUCUCCUGAGGGUUGAUUCAGAGAGAGAGAGGGAGAGGUUGAAUCAUCAUCAACAUUUCUCAGGUUUAAUCCGAAAAGCCGUCUAGAAACUUGAUUUUGAUUCCGCACGUUGCUUAAAAUUUGGACAUCAGCAUAACAACAGAGCUCGAAGGUUUGUGCAGGAGUUGAUUGCAAUUUGCAGUUAGUUUGUUUGAGUUUCCUCUCCAUCUCUAGGAAAUGGUGGGAGUAUCAGAUAAUGUUCGCGGAUUUCUUUUGGCAAUCUCUUCGAGCAUUUUUAUUGGUUCGAGCUUCAUCAUAAAGAAAAAAGGCCUAAAGAAGGCUGGGGCAUCUGGAACUAGAGCAAGUGAUGGAGGCUAUUCGUAUUUGGGGGAACCUAUGUGGUGGGCUGGGAUGAUUGCAAUGGUCUUAGGGGAGGCUUUAAACUUCAGUGCCUAUGCAUAUGCUCCAGCUAUCCUUGUAACCCCAUUGGGAGCUUUAAGUAUCAUUUUCAGUGCGGUGUUGGCUCAUUUUAUAUUGAAAGAAAAACUCCAUGUGUUUGGCAUUGUUGGUUGUAUUUUAUGCUUGGUGGGUUCUAUUACAAUUGUUUUGCACGCACCCUUUGAGAAGGACAUCGAAUCAGUCAAGCAAGUAUGGCAUCUUGCCUUGGAGCCAGGUUUUAUUGUCUACACUAUCAUAGUUUUGGUUCUAGUUUGCACUUUAAAAUUUGUCUUUGCGCCAAACUAUGGACAAACGCAUAUGGUCGUGUACAUUGGAAUAUGUUCACUCAUGGGUUCUUUAACGGUUAUGGCAGUAAAAGCGGUUGCAAUUGCUUUGAAGCUUACGUUUUCAGGGUCAAACCAGUUCGUAUACUUCCAGACAUGGUUUUUCACUAUUCUUGUAGUCGUUUUCUGUGUCAUUCAGCUGAUAUAUCUCAACAAGGCACUUGACAUCUUUAACACAGCCGUCGUUUCCCCUGUAUACUACGUCAUGUUCACCAUCCUCACCAUUGUAGCAAGUAUGAUAAUGUUUAAGGAGUGGGAUUCUCAAAAUGCAACACAGAUUAUUACAGAGCUAUGUGGUUUCGUGACCAUUGUAAGUGGGACAUUUCUCCUCCACAAAACCUUGGAUAUGGAAAGUUCGACGACCAUGUCAUCCCCGCCAUACCAUACGAGCCCCCGGCUGCCAGAGCCCUGAGAGUAGCAGUAUACAAUGUGCAUGCAUCAGAAGUCGAUACAAGAGGCAUAUACGUUCCCGAUCAUACACUGCACAGCAUGCCCCCAUGGAUAGGUGCUUGUUUUUGUUUCUAUUUCUAGAUUUUAGGUUUUCAAGGAUUUAAGUAUAGAGUUCUGAAUUAGGUAUCCCUCUCCCUCUCUCUCUCUCCCUCCUCUCUCUCUCUCCCUCUCUCUCUCUCCCUCCCUCUCUCUCUC